This is a messenger RNA of Colletes gigas, 1311 nucleotides long. Its product is annotated as circumsporozoite protein. The record is from RefSeq and is a predicted model, not a curated record. The transcript is spliced from 7 exons. Lineage: Eukaryota; Metazoa; Arthropoda; Insecta; Hymenoptera; Colletidae. Bases 37 to 1194 code for a protein of 385 amino acids.
CGGGGCGGCUCGAAGCGCGCGUCAGUUGAAAGAAAGAUGCUGUGCGACAAGGUAGUUAGCGUGUUUGUUCUUUGUUUGGCAGUUCUCGUGAACGGGAUGCCUCAAAACAACGAAAACGGCAACCAGGACGCAUCCGCUGCGCCUCCACUGAUUCAAUUCACCAAUGGCGGAAUCAGGUUCAAUUUAGGGGGCUAUCAUGCCGAGGCAGGUCUAGGUGGUCUUUUGACUGGUUCUAAAACAGGGGGUGGACUUCACGCGAGCGCUGGAACACCUUGGGGUGCUCAGGCGGGGGCUGGCCUGGGUGGAUUACUCGGUGGCGACAAUGGAAACGCUGGGGGUGGUCUCUACGCGAGAGCUGGUCUCGGAAACGGAAGGCCUCAAGCUGCAGCCGGGUUGGGAGGGAUGUUGGACGGAAGUGCAAGGUCGAAUCGCGCAAGGGGUGGACUUUUCGCGGGUGCAACCACCGGUGUUCGAGGGGUUGGAGUUGCAGCUGGAACAGGAAACGACGGACCAAGCGGUGUACCACCCAGCCCAGGAUCUGGCUAUCCAGAACCUAGCAAUCCAGGACCUAGCAACGCAGGAGUCAGCGGAGGAGGACGCACGAACAUUCAAAUCAUCGCAAAGAAGCCAGGGAAUCUAAAACAGGCACCGAACGAUGCUAACAACGCGGGACCACCGGAGAAGGACCAGCCUUCGAACAAAGAGAUUCGAGAAGCAGGACCACAGCCACUGCCUAUUGCUAAAGCGGGCAUCUACGGUACGAUUUCCGUGAGUCCUGUUCCUCAGACCCUGGUGCCUCAACAGGUGGAUCAGGUGAAGGUUAUUGAAACGAUCGAACCUGCUCCCCCUGCACCCCCGCUGACCAGCGAGGUCAACGAAAUUGUGCAAGUUGUCAAUCGUCCCCAACGAGUGAGGGUUGUGUACCCCAAGUGGAUCGUCAGGAAGAGACUGUGGGGACCCAGGAAGCAAAUAAUCUACGACGCCUCGGCGGAGGCGCAAAAUCCACCCGAGCAAAUUGCUCAAAAAAUAACGCGUCGUCAAGCGGACAGAUACGUGGUGAACACGCCCACGACGGAAACAAAGACUGUGGUAGCACAGGGCUCCAGCAGCGACGGAUUCUUCGACGACGUCUUCAACAUACCAGUAUCGACGCUCAACGCUGUCAACCAGCUAUUGAACAACAAUUUCGGUUGACACGCGCGUGUGUCUUGUACGUAAAUUUAUGGUAAUGGAGUUAUUAUACGCCGUGGUGAUCGAAAUUACUUCGUGUACAAUUCUACGAGAAAUUUUUAAAUAAACCUUCUAACUUAA